Molecule: messenger RNA, 693 nt
Organism: Fusarium pseudograminearum CS3096
Lineage: Eukaryota; Fungi; Ascomycota; Sordariomycetes; Hypocreales; Nectriaceae
Exons: 2
Coding region: 1-693 (230 amino acids)
Source: RefSeq, a predicted model, not a curated record
AUGGCACCUCCCACUAAUGACAACAACGACCAGCAAGGUCUUCGUCGAUCUACUCGAUCAAACCUUGGGAAACCGGGCCCGUCUCUUAUUAACGGCUACCUCACUGGAGAUGCGGCGGCUCGACCUGCCCUUCGACCCAAAAGACGUGUCGGGGAAAGUGCAGCUGUCAAUGACGAAGACGACGAUGGGGAUGAAGUGGCUUCUUUUACGCUUUCAGAACCUCGAAAAAACAGUAUCGUCUUGGACUCCCCUAUCCAUCCGUCAGCGCCUUCUCCUCUACCACCCUCUCCACCCCAACAGAUUAAACAACCUUCUGGUCCUAGUAGAGAUGAAUCGCCUCCGAGGGAUUCAGAUGCCCAGAAUGCUAACGGAGCGGACGCUGAUGCGAUGUAUCUGGACAUGUAUUUAAACCUGGAUCCGCAAGAUGAUGAGUACAUGGCUGAUGCGGAACCCUCACCCAAGGCACCUCCGAAGCCAGCCAAAGUCGUCGAUUUGGAUAUCGACAUGGGUGGCUUGGGGGAUGAAUUCGCUGAAGUCAUGCAGCUUUACCGACAAAACUCGGAUGAGAAAAUCUUCAAAGAUCGCCUAGCUGCCCAGGGGCGAUACCCCGAGAAUGCUGACUCGCUGGCUGAGCUGAGUGCCAGAACCAUGAAGCCCAGUCCCUAUUGUGAUGUCACAGAGGAAACUAAGUAG